Messenger RNA from Suncus etruscus (white-toothed pygmy shrew), 2430 nucleotides. RefSeq names its product shisa family member 7 (gene SHISA7). The transcript is spliced from 10 exons. Gene Ontology annotation, cellular component: dendritic spine membrane; postsynaptic density; postsynaptic membrane. Gene Ontology annotation, biological process: regulation of short-term neuronal synaptic plasticity; regulation of AMPA receptor activity. Lineage: Eukaryota; Metazoa; Chordata; Mammalia; Eulipotyphla; Soricidae. The record is from RefSeq and is a predicted model, not a curated record. Bases 1 to 2430 code for a protein of 809 amino acids.
AUGGCAACGAGUCUAUUUUGCGCCGGAACACGCCGCUCCCUCCCGCCGCAGCCCCCCGCCCGGCCCGCACCCCAGUCCGCAGCCCCCGGCCCGGCCGAGGAGGGUGGGGGUCCCGGGGGUCGUGGGGGGCCGGAGGCGCGACGGAGGGCCGCGGCCAGCACCCCAUCAGCGGAGCCUUCUGUGUCCCCCAUGUCUUCUGGGGGUCCCUCCUACCCCCGACUCUUCCCCAUGGCCCGGGACCCCGCGCGCACAGGCGCGGACCCUCCGGCCUGGCCUGCGGACCGGCAUGGGCGGGGCGUGGUGCUGGCGGGUCCCCGCUUUGGCUGCACCCUCACCCCCUUUCCCGGGGCCCUGCCUGCUUGUCCCCCCUCGGCCGCUCAGACACGCCGCCGACGGGUGACGGGGUGUGCCAGGCAGGUACGUCCCAGGCGUGAGAGCUGCGAGCUGCGGCGAGAGGGCCCCGGAGACAAAGCCUCAGCCCUCCUGACAGCAGCAUCCCAGCUCACAGGCAGGUACCCGCUGGCCUCCCUGCCCACCUACAGGCCAAACUCUCACACAUGCGUGCAUGGGGGCCCCUGCCAGACACCCCACAUGCCCCGGGGCUCUCAGGGCAGCAGUGUGGGACAACGAGGCCUCAAAGGGCAGCAUGAGGGGAUCCUGCAGAGCAGGAGGAGGUUCGGGCAAAGACAAGAGCAGGUGAUGGGGGCAGCCCGAGCCAAGCCCAAGACCCCCACAUUCCCGGGCCUCGGCUCGCCCGCGCCCGGCGGCCCUGGCCGGCCCCCCGCGCGCCCGAUGCCGAUGCCGGCCCUCCCGCUGCUCGCGGCGCUGCUGCUCCUGGCCUCGGCGGCCGGCGGGGCCGGGGCGCGCCCGGCCAACGCGUCGAGCGCCGCCUUGGAGGCCCCGGUCCCGGCCGCGGCCCAGGCCCCGGCCCCGGCUCCGGCCCCGGCCGCGGGCCCGCUGCCCGCGCUGCUGGCGCACCUGCGGCGGCUGACGGGCGCGCUGUCUGGGGGCGGCGGCGCGGGGCCGGGCAACGGGUCCAAGGCGGGCGCGGCGGCGCGCGCCCCGCCGCCGGCCGAGCUGUGCCACGGCUACUACGACGUGAUGGGCCAGUACGACGCCACGUUCAACUGCAGCACGGGCUCCUACCGCUUCUGCUGCGGCACGUGCCACUACCGCUUCUGCUGCGAGCACCGCCACAUGCGGCUGGCGCAGGCGUCGUGCUCCAACUACGACACGCCGCGCUGGGCCACCACGCCGCCGCCGCCGGCCGGGGGCGCGGGCGGCGCGGGCGGCGCGGGCGGCGGGCCGGGCCCGGGCCAGGCGGGCUGGCUGGAGGGCGGGCGCGCGGGCGGCGCGGGCGCGCGGGGCGGCGAGGGCCCGGGCGGCAGCACGGCCUACGUGGUGUGCGGCGUCAUCAGCUUCGCGCUGGCCGUGGGCGUGGGCGCCAAGGUGGCCUUCAGCAAGGCGUCGCGCGCGCCCCGCGCGCCCCGCGACCUCAACGUGCCCAGGGCGCUGGUGGACAUUCUGAGGCAUCAAGCGGGACCCGGGAGCCGCCCAGACCGCACGCGAAGCAGCUCCUUAACCCCGGGGAUGGGGGGCCCCGACAGUAUGCCCCCCCGGACGCCCAAGAACCUCUACAACACCGUGAAGCCUGCCAACCUGGACUGGCGGGCCGCCCCUCCGCCCAGCCCGUCCCUGCACUACUCCACCUUGUCCUGCUCGCGGUCCUUCCACAACCUCUCCCACCUGCCCCCGUCCUACGAGGCGGCGAUGAAGUCGGAGCUCAACCGCUACUCGUCGCUCAAGAGGCUGGCCGAGAAGGACCUGGACGAGGCGUACCUGAAGCGGCGGCCGCUGGAGGUGGCGCGCGGGACGCUGCCCCUGCACGCGCUGCGGCGGCCCGGCACGGGCGGCGGCUACCGGCCGGACGGCUGGGGCGGGCCGGAGGAGCUGGGCCUGGCGCCCGCGCCGCACCCGCGCCGCGUCAUGUCGCAGGAGCACCUGCUGGGCGACGCGGCCCGGGCGCGCUGCGAGUUCACGCUGCCGCGCGCGCGCCUCGUGUCGCAGGAGCACCUGCUGCUCGCCUCGCCCGACGCGCUGCGCCGCAGCCGCGAGCACCUGCUGUCGCCGCCGCGCAGCCCCGCGCUGCCGCCCGAGCCCGCGGCCCGCGCCGGCCUGGCCGCCUCGCACUCCACGCUGCUGCUCGGGCCCGGCGCGCCGCCCACGCCGCUGCACGCGCUGCACGCGCACCACCACCACGCGCUGCACGGCGCCCCGCAGCCCGCCUGGGCCGCCGACGCCGCCGGGGGCACGCUGGCGCGCCGGCCGCCCUGCCAGCGCCAGGGCACGCUCGAGCAGCUGCAGUUCAUCCCCGGCCACCACCUGCCGCAGCACCUGCGCACCGCCAGCAAGAACGAGGUCACCGUCUGA